UUGUAAAUAUGUACUUUAGCUCAGUUAGAACAAUUAUUCAUGUCUAAAUUACUGAAACAUAUCACGAAAAUGUCGACUAUCGACAAGAAUUUGCUCAAAAGCAAAUUCAGAGGCUCUCUAUUAGGCUCAUUACUAGGUGACAGUUUAGGUGCCCCCUUUGAAGGUGAUGUAAUAACGUCGGGGGAAAAACUCGUCAUUCAGAAAUAUUUCGAUAAAUUGGAAACUCCGGAUUUGAAAGGGCCCAAAAGGUGCUACACGGAUGAUACCGCAAUGAUGAAAGAAGUGGCAAAAAGCCUAAUUGAUAAACCUGAGAUUGAUUAUAAAUACAUGGCGAAAUUAUUCGCGAAAGAGUACUUUUCAGAGCCUCGUAGAGGUUAUGGCCAAAAUGUUGUUGAGGUUUUUAAUAAAUUGAGGAAAUCAAAGUUUGAGGAUAUCUUUAAGCCAGCAAAGGAACAGUUUAACGGGUCUGGCUCUUUUGGCAAUGGGGGUGCAAUGAGAAUUGCUCCCGUAGCACUAUAUUUCUAUAAUAAUUAUGAUGCUAUGAUAGAAGUUGCAAAAAAAUCAACAGCAAUAACGCACACUAAUUAUUUAGGGGUUCACGGGGCUGUUUUGCAAUGCAUUGCAGUCCAUCAGGCUUUAUCUUAUGACCCUAAAGAUGCAAUUCAACCAAAAGAAUUUUGCGAUGAAAUUAUUAAACAAAUUAAGGUGGUGGAAAGUGAAAAUGAUGAUGGAUUGGGCUUAGAUGAUCAAAACCCAUAUGAGGAUAAAUUGAAAACCGUUGGUUACUUUAUGGACAUAAAAUAUCAUGAGGAAUUGGACGAAGAAGUUGCACAAAAUUUGGGAAAUUCUAUAGCAGCGUAUGAUUCAGUUCCAACUGCGAUUUAUUCUUUUUUGAGAGCUGUGCAAAAUGAUAUUCCUACUGUUAAAACUGAUAAUUUAUUUAGGAGGACGAUACAAUAUGCAGUUACAUUAGGUGGUGACACUGAUACUAUUGCAUGUAUGGCGGGUGCUAUAGCUGGGGCUUACUUAGGAGAAGACGCUAUUGAUAAGAAUAUGGCCAAACAAUGUGAGGGUUACGAAAUGAUCGUAGAUUUAGCUGAUAAGUUGUACGAAGCGGCUGUGAAAUGAAUACAAUGAUUAUAAUAAUAAAUCAAAAUUUUAAA
This is a messenger RNA of Tribolium madens (black flour beetle), 1163 nucleotides long. Its product is annotated as ADP-ribose glycohydrolase ARH3-like. NCBI's taxonomy places the organism in Eukaryota, Metazoa, Arthropoda, Insecta, Coleoptera, Tenebrionidae. The transcript is spliced from 5 exons. Gene Ontology annotation, cellular component: mitochondrion; nucleus. The record is from RefSeq and is a predicted model, not a curated record. Bases 40 to 1128 code for a protein of 362 amino acids.